AUGGACACAUUCCUGCUGCCUCCUAGUGAUCAGAUUUUCCUGCAUCCUCAAACAUGCCUAUGAAAAUGGAAAAAAGUUUUUGAAGAUGGUCUGUGGCUUCAGAAAGAGAUGGGAUGCCUAGGAAUGGCAGAAAUGCCCUUUCCUGUGGUCACUGAGGCAGGCAAAACCACUCAGCAGCUUUUGACCUCUGCAGCCUCAGACAGCCAGUGGAGCCAUUCAGUGUUUGCCUUGAUACCCUCAUGGACAAAGAAGGUGUUGUUCAAACGAGAGUCUGACCUCAGCCCCCUUCUGCCUGAAGAUGUGUCCAAUAUGUCAGUGUCUUCUGAAUUUGGAAUAACCCUUCAGAAAUGUGGUAUGGUGGAUGUUGAACAUGACCCUCAAACUGCAUACAUUAAACUUGUGAUUAAUAACACCAACACAUUGCUCUCAACAAACAUCACAGAUCUUAUCCUCCUGGACAACAUCACUGGUCUACACAUUCAAAAAACCAGUGGGAAUAAGACCACAGAUGGCAUACAGAUUUACAGGAAAAGUUUCUUGCAAGGUGGAGAACACUUUGAAAUCAACUACUCUGCACUUCUUGAUGCAGAAGAAAUGUGGCAUGGCAGGGUCUUGACACUGCCUGCGAAGCUAACUUUCAAGAGUUCAUCACAGAAUAAAACACAUUUUGUAUCAUUGACAGCGUCAUUUACCAUAACAGAAGAAGAAAAGACCAAGAUUUUAUAUGGCCAUGCCAUCAGUGCUUCAGGGUUCUUCAUUGCUUUUUUUGUUUCCCUUGUAUUGACAUGUGCUGUCUUUUUCAUCGUUUACCGAACCCAAAUAUUAAAAUGGAGUUUCUGUAGUAAAAACCAGGAGAUACAGCCUGAUCUCAGCCAAAAUCACAAACUGGAGCGUUCUCAAUUUAAUUCAGGUGAUCUCUUUAGUGAAGAUAUAAUUAUGAAUGACCAAAUCAUUGAUAUUCUGUCCUUUGAAGAACCUGGGAACAUGCUUCAGGCUUUAGAAGAUUUGGAGGUUGCCAGCCUGACACGGGCAGAUGCUGAUCUGGAAGCCAAUCGAACACAGAUCUGUAAAGAAGUGAUUGCUAUGAUGUUGAAGAACAUGGUCUUAAAUCACAGCCUCUUUCCUCAUGUGGAGAAGAAGAUAAGUUCAGUUUUCAAAAAGCAAUUUCUUGCAAUGGAGAAAGAAAUUCAAGAAGAGUAUGAAAGGAAGAUGGUGGCUUUAACAGCUGAAUGUAAUCUGGAAACUAGGAAGACAAUGGAGGCUCAAUGUCAAAAAGCAAGAGCUGCAAAUGAAGAGGCUGAGGAAUUAAUGAAGAAAAUUAAUGAAAAGCCUGCUAUAGAAUACAGAAGUCUUCUGGACAAACUUCACAGACUGGAACAGGACUGCCUGAAGAGGUUCCUUUUCGUGAAGCAGGAGGAAUAUUUUGCAAAGGCUUAUAGAGAGCUGGCUGUUAUCCAAAGAAAGGAGCUCCAUACUAUCUUUUAUACACAGAUAAGAAAUGCCACAUUAAAGGGAGAACUGAAGUUGGAAGCAGCUAAAACAUUAGUGGAAGGUUACUCUAAAAUACAGGGUGACAUUGAAGAGUUAAUGGACUUUUUGCAAGCUUGCAAGAAGUAUCAUCUGAAUAAAAGAUUUUCUUACAGAGAAUAUCUUAUAAGUAAGAUACAGUCAAGGGAUUCUCGUGUCUCUGCUCUUAUAAAUGCCACAGCAGCCCAGAUAUCAAGUCUCAUUAAUAAGACAGAAAGAGCAGGUCAUCUACCUGAAAGUGAUUUGGGAAUCCUGUUGGACAGAGCUGAGACUGAAAUUAAUUUUAUUAAGCAGAAAUUUGAUCAUGAUUUAAAAGAAGAAAAGCAGAAGCUUUGCCAGAAACUCAUUACCAAGCGAAGGCGAGAAAUGCUGCUGCAAAAGAAAGAGCAUCAGAAGGAGCAGCUGUCACUUGGAGACCCCUUCAAAACUACUACUGAGAUCUCUCACUACCUGAGACACUGGAAGAAUCUUCUGAGUGAUCACACCAUUGAAUUUGAGGAUCUUACUGAAAAGCUUGACAGUGAAGCCAGUGAAGAGCUGAAGGAGCUUCUAUUUAGCGUAGCAGAGAAAGCCAUUGAAGAGCUUAAACGUGUUCACUGUGGAGUGUUUGUACAAGAAAUGGUCAAGCUCAAUGUGCCAAAGUUGUUCCUGCUAGAAGCUGUGGAGGAGCACAAAAAAGAGAUGGUGGUUAAGCAUGCACAGCUUGAAAGGGAGGAACAUGACAAGAGCAUGGCUGCUGAAGAGCUGCUUCAGCUCACCAGGCAAAAGCUAAGCCAAGAGCUGGAAACGGGCAUCUCAGAACAAAAAACAAUAAGGAGCUGGGAACAGUCAAUAUUCAUGCAACUUCUAAGUUUACCCCUCUCACUUUCAGAAGAGGAGUUGCUUAGAAUGAGGCAAGAGUUGCACUGCUGCUUCUCUCAGGUGGACAGCAGCUUGGCUUGGCCCAAGAUAAGAGCAAGAACCUUGCUUCAGGCUUUUGAAGUGGAGAAGAGGGACACCAAGGUGCUGAAAGUUGAGCAGGAUUUAGCAAUGACCAAAAAACAGCAGCAUUCUAAAAUGGGAAAAAAAGGAUCCAGGAAUAGAAAUAAAUUAGAUAUUCUGAAGAAAUCUUUACAGGACAAAAUUUUAAUUUACGAAGACUCAGUGAAACGUGAAAAUUUGAAUAGGAUUAAGUAUGAGUUGCAGCUUGAAAAAGAGUGUCACCUGCACAAUCUGGAAAAUAAACUUGGAGAGUAUAUUGCUUCUUUAGCCUUUCAAAAGACUGUUAAAAAAUCUAAAAUGCUGGAGCUGUAUACGGCUAUCAUAAAUGUGCAAGCAUUGCUCUUUAAACAACUGAACACAUCAAAAACCCUGUCAAAACUGGAAUGUAUUCAGAUUUUAGAAGCACAUAAUCCUGAGAUUGAAGAACUUAACAGGAAAUUGGAGUAUGAGAUGAUGCAUAAGGAGUCAGCACAGCAGCAUCUAAUGAGUAGGCAGAGGUGGUUUCUGGAUGGUUUGGGACUCUCAAAUGAAGCUGUGGACACGAAUGCAGAAAGACAUGUGACAGUUCUGUUAAGACAGGCCAUGAAUAAAUGUAAACAAUUUAUAAACCUGUACCAGCAAGGCUUGAGAGAUGAGCAAUGGAAUUGCGUGGUGUUUGAAGAUCUCCUGGAAAAUAUAGAAACGAAUGCAUUUUCGGCAAUUUAUAGUCAGGAGCUCCGUCUGGCAGGUUAUUUAGCUAAACUGACAAGGGUGCCAAUGGGGGUAUUGCACAGGGUCCUGAACUUGUUGCUGCCCUCCAGCUCGCAAAGUGAGGUUCUUUCUGUCCUCGAUUCCAUCAGUGAAUACUCAGAUGGUGGUGUUGAAGGUGACAGUAAUGCAGAUGAGUCUGGCAGCUGUAAGAAAAGGAAGAGCCAAGAGUUGUGGCAAGCACUGGAGACCAAAAUAAGGCAAGAUCUGAUAAACAGAAGUUUAGAAAAUAUCCCUUCUCUAAACAAGAGAAAAGACAGCUUGAUAAAGAAGAAGCAACUUGCUCUCUUGGAGAAAGCAGCAUUCAUUCAUCUGGGAUGUUCACCUGCACAUCCUCCUCCAGAACAGCCUGAUCCACCUGUUUCUCUGAACUCUGCAACUGCUGAAGCCAUAGAGCUGUUAGACACAGGGGAGAAGAUAUUUUUGUUCCGUGAGCCAAGUGAUCCAAUACUUGCUUUGCAUAAUUUUCCAAGAAAAAAGAAAAAGAACUUUCUUAAUUCUAAAAAGGCUGCUCAUGCAAACAUGGGCUCAUAAGAGCAAUUUUCAUUUAAAAGUAUCAACUAGAGAACCGGAAGUUAGUAAACUUAUGAGGAAGAAUGAAGUGU
Pseudopodoces humilis (Tibetan ground-tit) is the source of this 3860-nucleotide messenger RNA. It is a transcript of the gene EVC2, whose product is annotated as EvC ciliary complex subunit 2. The record is from RefSeq and is a predicted model, not a curated record. NCBI's taxonomy places the organism in Eukaryota, Metazoa, Chordata, Aves, Passeriformes, Paridae. Gene Ontology annotation, biological process: smoothened signaling pathway. Gene Ontology annotation, cellular component: ciliary membrane; plasma membrane protein complex.